AUGGUCAAACAAUGCUAUCUAUUCAUCACCUUAUUAGUGAUUGUCCAUAGUCUGAAUUAUGGAACUAUUCUGAUUUAAAAUGAUGGAAGAGGACAAAUUCAAUCAAAAGUAAUUCAUAUGAUAAAUCUAAGGAAAUUCUAUUCUCAAAACCAUUCUAACACAUACCAUAAGUUGCUAUAGCACUUCUUAAUGGUCAUGGAGACAUAUUUGCAGAAAUUCAUGAGGUUAAUCAAGAAGGUAUUUAAUUAUCUAUUUCAAUUAAGGAUUCACAUUACAAAUGAUGGCAUCUGAAGAGAUUGAAGCAGAAUAUGCCUAUUUAGCAAUUGAAAAUGAUGAGAAUUAUCAAAUUGAAUGUUUUAAUCGUAUUGCUGUUGGAAAUGAGAUUUAAAUUCCUUUAAUUAUAUAGAAACCAACAUUUAUUGGUGUUCUAGCUACCAAUACACAUGCAAACAAUUUCAAUAUUGGUAAUUAUUGAUAUAAUUGGAAAAGAUUUACUUGAUGGAAAUCUAAUUGUUAAUAAUGAUGGAUAAUUAAAUAUGUGUAUAAUUAUCACAAAUGAUGAACAACCUAUAGAUUUGAUUGGUUAUUAAAACUAUCAAGAAUAAGAAACUGCUGAAUUUCAUCCAUUUAAAAAAUAGAAUGCCAUGUAACUUAUUAAAUAUUAAUUCAGCUUAGGAGCUUAGUAUAAGCACAACAAUCCCUUGAAAUCACACAUCUAGAUUAGCAUAACUCUUUUGAAAUUUGGCAUCAUCAAUCUAUUGAAUUAGUUAAGGAUUCCUCAAUUGAAGUAUAUCCAACUCAUAGAUCUUUGGAAAUUGUGAGUGAAGAUUAACCUAAUCAAUAAUCAUAAUUUAAAUAAGAAGAAUCUUUAGAAAUAUUUAAAUUAGAUAAUAAAGACUAACAAUCAAUAUCUGAUUAAAAAUUAAUUGUUGAAGACAUCCAUCUAGACAAUCUUAAUGAUAAUCCUUAAUCUAAUAAUAAUCAAAUAGAAAAUAUUAAAUUAGAUGAUGAAUCAAUGGUUACUUAACAGUAAACAACUGUAGCUGUAUCCAAUUAAUCAGAAGAUAUUAAAUUAGAUCUUGAAUCUACAUAAGAAAAUGAAUAAUCUGAGACUAUUACAUUUGAUGAUUAAUAAUAAUAAGUUGAAUAAUCAUAAUAAUAAUAAAAGCUUGAAGAUGUAAAAUUAGAACCUGAAAAUACUAUAAAUAAUUAAGAUUCAUAAUAAAUUAAUUUGACUAAUGAAGAAGAUGUUCAAAUUCUACAACCUGAAAAAGAUACAAUAAUAAACUCAUAAGAAUAAUAAAAUACUACUAUUAUUCAAUAAACUGAUAAAGUAUAAAUAGAUCAAUCAAAUUAAGAUGGCAAUGUUUAAAAUUUACAAUCUGAUGUUACAACAAAUAAUAAUGAUUAAGUACUCUAAUAAGAAGAUGUAAUCUUUGAUAAUUAAGAUACUUUAAAGGAGGAAUCAAAAUAAGAGAUUUAAAUUGAAGAUAUUAAAUUAGAUAAUACUGAUAUAUCUUCAAUUAAUGUUAAUGAUAUUCCACAAUAAUAAUAAGCCAAAGAAAUUAAAAAUGAUUAAUUAUCUGUCUAAUCUGAUGUGAAACCAAUUGAAUAGACUACUAUUACUGAAGAUGUUGUUAUUCAUGCAGAUGAAGUCAAAAUAGAAAAUGUGAAGAUUUCUGAAUCAAAUUUGGAUGAUAUAAGUACAGAAUAAUAAGUUUAAGAGAAUAAUACAGAAUAAAAGAUAUAAGAAGAUAAUAAUGAUUAAGUUUAAGAAGCUAUUCAAGAGAAUAAAUAAAUCAUAGGAUAAUCUGAUGAUGUUUCUGUUGAUCCAGAUGCUUUCUCAGAACCAUAGUAAAGAGUAACUUAAAUUAAAAAUGAUGAUGAUUUACAGAAAUAAGAAUCAGACAUCGAUGAUAUGAUUAAGGUUGCAUAGGAAUUAAAAGAAGAAGCUUAACAAUUAAAAAAUAAAAAUAGAAGUGAAUAAUAAUAAGAAAAAUUAGAUAAGGAAGUAAGUUAACUUGAAGAUGAAAUACAAGUACCUAAAGUUGUAGAAGAUUAAAUAAGUUUGGAUGUUAAUUCUGCUUAUGAGGAUUAAAAAGAAAUAUAAAUUGAAUAACCUAAAGAAGAAUAACAACCACCAAUCAUAUAUUUAAAUGAUAGUGGAGUAAAUCCUGAAUAAUAAUUAAUAACAUAAGAGAUCAAAGAUGAUGAUAAAUUAAUGAUCACUCAAAACUAAUUAUAAGAAGAAGUUGAUAAAGAAUUAUAAACAUAAGAACAAUAAGUUGAUAAAUAAGUUGAAAGCACAUCAUAAAUUGGAGAAGAAGAUAUCUAAAUUGUUGAUGCUUCUAUUAAAUUAGAUGAAGAUCAUUAAGAAAUGGAAAUAUUUGAAUCUGGUCAAGUUGAACUCAUUCCUGAUUAAGUUUAACAUUAAGUUGAUGAAGUCUAAUAAAUUGAAUAAUCUUAAGUUGAUGUAGAACCAUAAGAGGAUUAUGUAUAAGAAUAAGAAACAAAAAAAGAAGAAGGUGCUAUAGAAAUUGGGUUGACAAAAGAUGAAGGAGAAGCAUUUAUUAGAAAAUCUAAGAAGUCUGAUUUCUUAAGAGAGAAACAAAAUUUAAAGGAUAAAUUAAGUAAUGUAGUUAGAGAUUUUAAUUUGGAUUCUGUUUAAGAUAAUUCUUUAGAUUCUGUAGUUGAAGAUGAUAAAUAAUAUUCUUUAAUUAUUGAUAGAUUAGAUGUACCAGAAAAUAAUGAAUAAGUUAUUGUUUUGAAAGAUGAGGAUUAUGAAUAAAAUGAAAAUGAACCAGAAUCUAAAUAAGAAGUCAAAUAACUUGGUGAUUAUUUGGAAGCAGUAGAUUAAAAUAUUGAAAAUGUUAAUUUUAUCUAUGAUGAUGAAUAAAAAUAGGAAUAAUAAACAGUUUAAAUUGAGGAUGUAAAAUUAAAUGAUGAUAUUAAUACAGAUGAAGAAACUAAUUAUUAAGUUGUUGAAGCUAAAGAUGAUGAACUUGUUGAUACUACAUUAGAAUCUAUAGAUGAUUAAUAAUAAUAUUAAUUAUUAUCAUCUGAUGUUGCUGUUUCUGUUGAAGAUACAUCUACUUCAAAUGUAGAAAAUUAGAUUGAAGAUGAAAUUAUAUCUUUUGAUGAAUUCCAAAAAGAACUUGAAGUCUUAGCUAAUACUAUUGGUAAUAUUAAAUAAGAAAAUAUUGAAAAUCAAUAAUCUAGUGAUUUUAUUAUUGUUAAUGACAAUAGUUAGAUAUAUGAAGUCCCUUAUGAUGUAUAAAGUAAUGAAUUACCACUUGAAGAUGAACCUUAAAUUCAAGAAGAUUAAAAAGAAUAUUAUUAAGGAUUUGAAGAUGAUCAAAAUACUUAAAUUGAGUAACAAACAAAUUAAGAAUAAUAAUAAACAUAAGAAGUUGAAUAAACAUUUGAUAUUCCAGAAUAAGAUGUUGAAGAUUAAUCAUUUUAAAAUGAAUAAGAAUAAUUAGAAGAUCAAACUUAAUAAGUAGAAAGUUAUGAUGAUGCUGAACCUCAAGAUUAAUAUUUAACUAUUGAUAAUCUUGUUAAGGAUAAUUCAUCUCUUGGCUAAUCUUAUGAAUAGGCACCAUAAUAUUAUGAUGAAUCCAAUAAUGAAUAACCAGAAUAAUAUACUUAGGAUUAAGUUGAAAGCACUUUAGAAUCUGAUUAUGAUAUUUCUGAAUAAUAAUAAUAAUAAAAUUAAGAGAUAUAAGAGUAAUAUUAGAAUGAUUAAUAAGAAUAAGAUUUUAUUGUUAUGAAGGCAGAUUAAUUUAUGCCAUAAUUUUAAGAUGAAUCUUAGUAAUAAGAGUAAUUAUCUGAUAACUAAAAAGAACAAGACAUAUAUUCAGAAACUCCUAAGGAUGAAAAUGAAAUAGAUAUUAUAGUAGAUGUAGGAAAUUUAUAAAAUGAUUAACCUUAAUUAAAUGAAUAAGAUUAUGAUUUUGGAGACAAUUUUGAAAAAUAAUAAACAACACAAAAUUAAGUUUAAGAAUCAUCAUAGAAAUAAUAACCUUAAUAAUAAUAAGAACAACCUUAAUAAUAAUUAUAAUCAGGUUCUAUAUCUAAUAAGAAACAUAAAUAAAAAAUUUAACAUUCUAUUACUAUUUCUCAUAAUCCUUAAUAAGGUAAUUUAAAAUAGGCUGACAGAUCUAUUGAAAUAUAGCAUGAAGAUUAAUCUCUAAAAAUUGAACAUUAAGUCAGCUAAGAAGAAUUAAAGAAAGAUUUAAAGGAAUAAUUAAAAUAAGAACUUAAAGAAGAAUUAAAAUAGGAAAUAAAGUAAGAAAUCUAAGAAUCCCAUAAUCGAAGAAAAUCUUCAAGUCUUGUGAUUGAAGAUAAUGUGAAUAAAGAUCCAGAACGACCUGCUUAGAAAGCCAUAAAUAAUUUUAAUAAUUUAUUGAAUGAUGUUGUAGGUGAGACAUUAAAAGAAGAAGAUAGAAAACAUUAUUAAAAAUUACCUAUAGUUGAUGUUAAGAGAGAUACUUUUAAUAAAGUAGAACCAAAGAUUGAAUAAGGAAUUGAAGACUUAAAAAAAGCAUUAGGAUUAAAAGGAGGAGUAGAAGUUGUUGAUAAUAAUGGUAAGAAAUAAGUUAUUAAUGUUGAUGAUCUUAAAAAAGAAAGUGAGAAAUUUUAGACUCGCCCAGAAAGAGAUAAUAAAAAGGAUAGUCCUUAAUAUGAAGAAUAUUUGAAAAAAGUUACUGAGAAAUCUCAAAAAAAUAAUAAUGAUGAACUAAAUAAUUAUUAAGAGUAACAUAAUAUUAGAAAAUAAGAAAUUUUAGAGAAUAUAAAGAGGGAAUUAGAAAUAAAGAAAGGUCACUUUACAUUACCAAAUGAUUCUCCUCAAGGUACUUUUAUUAAUGUAUGAUUUAAAAGAAUUAUCACCUUAUGAAUUUGAGAGAGUUUAUAUGGAUUGGGAAAAGAAUAAAUAAGAUAUUAUUCCAAGUAUGCUUUAACAUUCAAUUGAAUAACCUAGUAUUUAAGAUAUUAAUUCAAAUUCUGAUUAAGUAAAAAAAAGUAGUAGUUUAAAUAUUUAGAGAAGCGAUUUAAAUAUUUAAAAAAAUGAUUAUUAAAUUAAUAAUUUCUAAGAGAAUAUUUCAACGCCAAAUAUAUAAUAGAAAUCCACAGAAAGAAUCUCAAGAAAAGAAGAAGUAGAUAAAGAAGUUUAAGAAUUACUUUAUGGAAACUAAAAGAAUAAGAAAUAAUAAUAAUUAAAAUAAUCUUAAAAAGGUAUAUUAAAUUAUUAUAAAUUUAAAGAGUUUAAAGUAGAAGAUUUGAAAUAUACAAAGGAUGAUCCACUUUUAGACUCUACUUAUAGUGGAUUUGUAUAAGUAAAAGCAAAUUUAAGAAAGAGAUCACAUUGA
Molecule: messenger RNA, 5369 nt
Organism: Paramecium primaurelia
Lineage: Eukaryota; Ciliophora; Oligohymenophorea; Peniculida; Parameciidae
Source: the annotation of a GenBank genome assembly